Molecule: messenger RNA, 3229 nt
Organism: Marchantia polymorpha subsp. ruderalis
Lineage: Eukaryota; Viridiplantae; Streptophyta; Marchantiopsida; Marchantiales; Marchantiaceae
Source: the annotation of a GenBank genome assembly
CAAGAGCCGAGUGAAAUUGAAAAUAUUACCCCCUAGAGUGAAAAGAGAAAUCGGGACGACACUCGCAGUCAGCGGUGAGUGGGUGAGUGAGAGGCUUCGUGUGCGCGUGAGAGUGUGAGAGUGUGAGAGUGUAAGACUUACUAAUACUACUACUACUUCGGCUUUUGCUCAAGGUACGAGAGCAUGCGAGCGUUUUUCAGAUUUGACCGGCCGUGAUUGAAUGCACGAGCUCUGCAAAGAUAGCAGCAGCAGCUUCAGGAGGACGAGGAGGAGGAUACGAGCGAGAAAUCGAGUGGAGUCCACGUGUUGGUUGGAUCGAUUGGUAGAUGGUUAUUAUGAGGAGGGUGGAGGCGGGCGGGCAGGCGGGUAGGGGAGAAGCAUGACGCUCGUAUGAUGAUCCGACGGGCCCGAGAUUGAAGUGACACCGCCGCAAUCCUUUACACGUCUGUUGCCGAGGCGCUUCUCGUCCAUUCGGUUCGUUGUCCAAUUCAUGGGUUUGCUGCGCCACGGAGCUGAACCGCGAUUCGAAAGAAGCUAGAAGGCGAAAGGAAGGAACGAAGGAAGUUGAAGGGUACGAGAGGUUGUGAAUUGAGCUGGCGAGAAGGGGCAAUUUAUCGGUGGGUGGCUGGUUGUUGGGACGUGAGAGGUAGAAGAAACGAGAUUCGGAGAUUCGGAGACUUGAGGGCACAUCUGUACUUGCGCUGAGUAGUUGCGAGACGAGGAGCUAUCAGAGCGCAGUCGCAUUGAAAUGGCGAUCCCUGGACUGUGCGUGGGUUGUGCCAGUUGUGAAGAGGAUUGUGAAUGUGGGAGGAGCACGACCGCGCCCGGGACACCGCGUGACGACGAACAGUCAAAGUUGGGAGUUUGUGGCAAAAUGAUGCCUGCUGUGAAUAACGAGAAGAAGAAAGAGAGACCGAAUUGUGAUGACGACAUCUGCGCAUCCGACGACUAUCCUCUGAUUCCAGGCCUUCCGGAUCAUAUCUCCAAGGCAUUCUUGGCCAUGCUGCCGCGCGCCUCGUUUACCCGUCUCCAGUUGGUGAGCAGAUCCUGGAAACGCUACUUCCAGAGCGAGGAGUUAUUUGACAUCCGCCGUCAGAUUGGCGAAGCCGAGCCCUGCAUCUACGUGCUGGCCGAGCAUCCGCGGGCGGCCCCGUUCGUCAUGUUGCAUCCGCGAGCUGACAAAUGGGUGAGCCUGCCGCCCACGCCGGGGCACUCGAAGGACCAAAUCUGGGAAGGAUUCUCGUGCGUCGCCGUCGACUCCUUCCUCUUCGUCAUGGGCGGCACUCGUCGCUCCACCCAUCACCCUUACAGCACAGGAGAGAUGUGCGGCGAGGUUUGGAGGUACGACGCGAAGACGAACAAGUGGGAGGCGCGGAGGAAGAUGGAUCCGGCGCGCAGCUGGCACGCGGCCGCGGCCAUCGGCGGCCGGAUCUACGUGGCGGGGGGCUCGAGCCCGCACACCAUCCUGCAGAGCGCGCAGGUCUACGACGUGAGCUCCGACUCCUGGUCGCCCCUGCCGGACAUGCGCCACCGGCGCUUCGGCUGCCAGGGCCUGGCUCUGAACCACGAGCUCUGGGUCGUGGCCGGCGAAUUCGAGAUCCACCACACCAGCGACACCGGGCCCGAGCACGGCUCCGUCGAAAUCUUCGACCCCAAGUCCUGCUCCUGGCGCCUCGCCCCCGACGUCUGCCUCGAUUCCGAAAAGGUGGCGGGGCCGAUGGUGGUGGCGGACGGGAGGCUGCUGUGCGUGCAUCAGAGGACGGUGCGCGAGUACAAGGGCGGGAAGAAUUGGGAGAUUCUGGGCUACGUAUCGUCGGGCGACUUGAGCCAGCGACCGUAUCCGAGGUUCGGGUUCGGGCUGGUGAGCCUGGAGAAGGAGGUGUUCGUGAUCGGCGGCGCGAGGGAGUCGUGGCAGAAUCAGACGCGGUGCACGAUCCAAAAUCUGGACACGGUGGAAGUGUGCAGCCUGGAUCAGCUGAGCAAGAGCCGCGACUCGUGCCCCGAGCUCUCCUGGCGGGACGCCUCUCCCAUGGGAGUGUGCCGCGGGACGAUCCUGGCCACGGCUCUCGUCUGGUUGUAGAAAUUGAGCAUCGUCCCCAUCGCCACCAUGUACUAUACGUUGCUCUUUAGAUUACGGUCUCGUCGGCCUGCCUCCUCCUCCGUGGUCUCAUGCCACUGCAGGUCCGAUUGCCGAUGGGUGACGAUGACGAUGACGGUCCGCUCGGGCUGUGUCUCGUAGGUAUAAUAUAGUACUGUAAUCUGUAGGAUCUAGCUGCUGCGCGCUGUUGGGAGUUCGACGUGACGAGAGCUCCUUCAGUCAGCCCACCAUAUUGCAGGCCCGAGCUUCGAGCUUCGCGGAGCAUCGUUGGCUGGUUCGAUUCGGCUGGGCAGACAUGCUCCAACGCGAUGCUGGACCGAGGGCCUACUACUGCGUCAGCCGACCUGAACGCUGACGGAAGAAGCGUCUCUGUUUCGUUCGUUCUUUGCUCGAAGGCGGACACAUUCAAUCUUGGACAGGACGGAAGGAGAGCGAAGCGAAGGAACGGGAAGGGAAGGAAAGGAAAUUGAAGGAAAGGAAAGGAAAGGAAAGGAAAUUGAAGGUAGGGAAAGGAUACGGGAGCUGUGCGUGGGAGCUGCGUGCUCUCUCUCUGCACCUUGCACGGCUCAGUAUGAUAUUUCGCGGACUGCCGAAUCUUGUGAUUCAUGAUUCAUGAUUCAAUCUUGUGUGUAUACCCGAUCGGGCCGGAGAAUCGUUCUGAGACUGAGCAGAGCCCCUGGCCACAGUUGACAGUUUUGUUGGAUUUGGUGAGUUUGUUGUAUGGUGCUUUCUGCGUCGUAGGCAGAGGCUGCUGCCGCACGAGAACCAGAUUAGAGUUGAGGGAUGGUGGAGCUGGCUUGUGCUCGUGUUAUGUUGUGCAUAUAUGCAUGGGUCGCCACCAUUCUUCGCACAUGUCGAAUCUAAGAAAUAGCAGCUACCGCCAUUCUCACGACGGUAGUCUCGCACCGGGAAGUAGGGUGACUCGUAGCGAGUCCGGUAGUGGCAGGCUCAGCGUUCACUAGAGAUCAAGCCUGCAGUUUUGCCGAGGGACGGUUCAAGAAAGAGGCACGAGCGAUGUUUCUCGUGUCCGCAUGAAUUCUCUUAGAGGACGACUUAGACACGUACCUACAUUGUUUCAUUCGUUUCGAUUUGCGCACUGUAUGGAAAUUUUGUCGAUAAUGACUACUUUCG